AUCGCGAGACUGUAAAAGCGUCUUUUUUACUCACAAAAUUCAUCAAUGUACAAUAUAAUCACUUGUGAGUGAAAACGAACGUUUCGUGAAUUAAUACCGUAAUGCUGCGUUCGCUUUGGCGACCUUUAGAGGCGAACACAUGCUAAUGCUAACUUUGAUACUUCAAGGGCGAGCCUUACACUUGAUCGACAGUCCUGUUGUCCAAUCAACGCGCUUUUCCACCGCUAGCUAGCUAGUUAGCGGCUACGGCUAGACGAGUGGAAAAUGGCGUAGCAGAGGAGCGAAAGGGGGACGCUUUUUGUUCCCUGUCACUGCCUACUCCUCUGCGGAAAAACGGUUCUGCUUUAAGUAAAAACAUUUCCUCGACAGGUUUUAGUCGUUCUAUGAGAUAGCCAGCGAGUAAAGCGAAUGGUGUGGCCUUAGAAGAAGAAGAAGAAGGAGUCCUCCGGCCGUUGUUCAACAUUGUCUGCAAAGGUCCCGCUGCUGCUGCUGCUGCUGCUGCUGCGAACAUCUCUGCAGCAUCCUCUGCAUCGGCAUGGGAAUCACCGGGAACGCUCCAAGGAUGAAUCGCAGCACGUCAGAGAGGCCGGCCUAUCCAGACCGGAUCACUGACACGGCCUGGAGCGCCACCUUCCUCCUGCGGCACGUGUCUCGUCAACUGUGAUCAUGAACUCCCUGGGGGGGUGGAGGUGGGACUGGAGUGUCCUUCAGGCUCCCCAUGCGCCGCCCCACCCCGCCCGAAGGUUUGCGUGAGGAUGAGGAGUUGAAGAUAAUCUGUCUUAUUUGACUUUUUUUUUUUUCUUCCUGUGAAGACACAAAACACUGUAGCAGCCGUCUCCCUGUGAUGCUUCAUCAUCAUCAUCAUCAUCAGUGCUACCUCACGUGACAUCGCUCACGAGCACGUCCGUUAUUUGACUUGAAGCGCAACGACGUGUGCGCACCGCAUCGGCUCGCUUUCAUGCCGGAAAGACUCAUCAACGUCAACUUUAUUUCCCCUCAUUGCGUUUCAGUUGUUUAUUUUAUUUUUUUUACUUUUUCCUCUUUUGAAAUGUGCUUUCCUGUCAGAAGUGAUGCGGGACGGGUGCGAUAUCAAAUCCUGUAUAUUGUGUAAACCAGUGACAAGUUGUUUGACGAGCAACAAAAUCACAAACGUCUUCCAUUCAAGAUUUGUAUAGUCUCACAUGCUAGUCAUCUGACUUCCUGCAGGAUGUCCUUGUAUGAACAACGGGAGGGAUUGAUCACGCUGCUUCAUAGACACGAGUCACAUGAGCAGCAUUGUUGCAUGUGAAGCCCCUUUCCGACACCCAAGGGAAAAAAUACAUCCCAAAAUGAUGAGAUAAAAAGUUGAAAUUAUGGCUUAAAAAGUCAUAAUUAUGACAUAAAAAGUCAAUAUUAUGAGACAAAAAGUGAAAAUUACAAGAUAAAAGGUCAGAGUUAUGACAUGAAAAGUCAAAAUUAUGAGAUAAUUCGAAAUUACGAGGUAAAUAUACAGUAGUUAUGAGAUAAAAAGUUGAAAUGACAAGACGGUCAUGACAUAUAAAGUCUAAAUUUAGAGAGAAAAAAAAUGUAAUUACAAGACAAAAUGUUUGGAAUGAUGAAAUACAAAGUGCGCAUGUGCACUGUCAUGUGACUAAGGCUCCAGAAGGCGGCACAUGCUCAGUUUAUAUCUCAUCAUAUUUUUUUGUAACAAUGACUUUUCAAUUUGAAAAUUAUCGCCUUUAUCACACGAGAAUGAUUUUCCAUUGGCAUAUUUUUUUUCUUUGAGUGGCGUAAACGGAACGGGCUUCCACAGUUUUUCGGUUCCUGCUAAAAAACACGGCCAGGAAAUCAAAUCCCAGCAUACCUCGAUGCGUCACAAUUAGACAGCUUUCUCUUUUUUGAUUGGUUAGCGAUGAUUGUUAUCAGGAAGAAGGUGAGAGUAGUGAGGGAAACUUUACUAACGGAGCAAAUGUGUCCUUUAUUGGCCAUUUCAACAACAUUACGGACGUCUUGACAGUACGUAACCCAGCACUUUUAAAGAGGACGUCCCGGGAAAGACAAAUUUAGACGUGCUAGGCGCAUAAAUGCAAAGUCUUUGUAAUUAUGAAGUGCGACGUCUUACUCGAGAAGCUAAUUUGUCGGAUUGUCAGCGUCAAUCUUCUUGUCAGAGUUCCAAGCGUUGCAGUCAUUCUCCGAGUUUGACAACAAACGACUAGUUUCCCUCUGCUUCGCUCGCCAGUCUGACCGUCUUCCUGCCUAGGUUCUUACGUUGACCAAUAGGAGAGGAGAGCUUAAUGUGACGCGUUUAGGCAUGCUUGGAAUUUUGAAGUUACCAACACAUGAACAACUGAACUGGUGAGUGUGAAAGCAGCCCCACAACACACACACAAAAUGUCCCUCCAUGAAUUGAUGCAUGUUUAUGUUAUCUUAUAAUUGAAAAAGUAUUCAACUAUGGUGACACGGUGGUGUCUGCAGAUGAUGAAUCCAUACAAUUGUACAGGAUUAGCCAGUAGGAAUGUUAAUGAUGCAAUAACUGUGCAUGAGUGUAGCUUUCUAGAAUCACACCUUCCUCCUCGUUGCUCUCCAGACUGCUUUAUAUUCUUUACAAGCACUUUGUGUGCACUUGCCUUGCACGCUCCGAAAACUACAAACACAAGUAGACAUUGACUAGCGUCAACAUAAAGUUUGAACCACACACACACACACACACACACACACACAUAUAUACACUGCUCAAAAAAAUGAAAGGAGCACUUCAAAAAUACAUCAGAUCUAAACUGGGGGGAAAAUGAUGUUGAAUAUGUUUCCUGAUAAUAAGUGGGUGAUGUAUUAGUAACAAAAUGAUGCCACAUCAUUUGAUAGAAAUGAAAAUGAUCACCCUAUAGAGGGGGGAAAUCAAAGACACCCCAAAAAUGAAAGUGAAAAAAUGAUGCAGCACACUGGUCCAUUUUGCUAAAAUGUCAUUGUAGCAACUCAAAAUGAUUCUCAGUAGUUUGUGUGGCCCCCACGUGCUUGUACGCAUGCCUGACAACGUGGGGGCAUGCUCCUAAUGAGACUACGGAUGGUGUCCUGGGGGAUCUCCUCCCAGAUCUGGACCAGGGCAUCACUGCGGUACCUGGACGCAUGGAGGAGAUUCCAUUUGAUUUCCCCCCUCUAUAGGGUGAUCAUUUUCAUUUCUAUCAAAUGAUGUGGCAUCAUUUUGUUACUAAUACAUCACCCACUUAUUAUCAGGAAACAUAUUCAACAUCAUUUUCCCCCCAGUUUAGAUCUGAUGUGUUUUCCAAGUGUUCCUUUAAUUUUUUUGAGCAGUAUAUAUAUAUAAUAUUUAUAUAUAUAAUAUUUAUAUGCAUGGUUUUAGCAGACAUGAUUGUAAUGCAUGCAAUAAUCCUACUAUGUCAUGUGAACGGGAUGCUUGUCUGUCAUGGUAGCAAGCAUAUUGUAGCCCCCCUCCCAUAAAAAAGCCGCUAAAAGGAAGAACAUGAGAUGGUUGAUACUGUUGACCGACCUUGUAAAAACUAUGCACUCCACUUAGAGGACAGCAGGCAUGUGAUACUACGAUGACCUGAGCCUCCGGAUGAGUGAAGCUCAGCAAUAAGAACAAGAAUAAAAUGCAGCAUGGUGCCACACGCAAGCCUUGCUGGGGGGUUUCUGUCCUUUGCAGCCGGGGGCUGAAAGCCAUACAUUUAAGAGAAAAAGUUGUACAUUUACAAGAAUAAAAGUCAUAAAUUUAUGAAGGUCGUACAUUUCCAAGAAUAAAAGUAAGAUUACAAGAAAAAAGUUGUAAAUUUACAGGAAACAAAUUAGUAAAUUUAUGGGAGACAAAUUUAAGGUAAGUCAUACAUUUGAGAAUAAAAGUUUUAAAUUUAGAAAAAAGUAGCACAUUUGCAAGAAUAAAAGUUGUAAAUGUACGAGGAAAAACAUGCAUUUACGAGGUAAGUCGUAAAUUUGUGAAAAAAAAGCUAAUUUCUGAAAAAAAUUUUGGAGAAUAAAAGUGGUAAAUUUACCAGAAUAAAGUCGCAAAAUGAUGAGAAUAAAGUGUCGAGGUCUUCAGGAAGGAAGGAAUCUUUCCUCUCACGUCAGGCAAGCUUUUAUUUACAACGUGGCAGCAAAACACAACAGUUGAGCACAAACACAUUAGCACGGGUUAGCAUCAUCGCACUUCGCCUUCCUUACCCCACCCCCUCCACACAAGUACUCCCUUUUCAUAGCUGUCUCAGGCAAUGCCUGUUACGUAAAGUUACUUUUAUUCUCGUACAUUUACAGCUUUAUGUUCGAAAUCUCAAGAUUGUUUUAAUACUCUCAUGCCUGAGACUGCCAUGAAAACGGGGGACUUAUGUGACCUUUGGCCUUGGUCAAAGGUGAUAUUACAAUUUUUUUCUCGUUAAUUUCUGAGGAACAAAAAAUUUAAUUCAUGAGAGGAAAAAGUUGUAAAUGUAGGACUUGUGCUAGCCUUGCAUUGCUCCUAAGGAGGCUGCACUCUUGUGCGCUCUGUGUGACGACAGGGCUCACUCUGCUCGUGCCGCUGUUCCAUGGAAAAAAAUGCACCAUGGUCCUGAAAGCCAUGCACAGAGUGAACUCUCCUCGUCCGUCACGGACGUGGUAGCGGCUCUGGCCCGCCCCCACCUCCAUGAGUCUCCCUGGUGUAUGUGCCCACCACUUUAUAAACAGCAGGCUUCGCUACACAUCCUAACGUAAAGCUCUGCCAACUGCCCGUCUGUCUGCUGCAGACGUGGGAGGCGUCGGUUUGGUCAAUGACUUUUUCUUCAGCAACGGCGCUGAUGAUGUUGAACUGCUCUUCAGUGAGCACCGUGUUAGCGCUCGAGCACACACAGCUAGCUAUGCGAGUGUUGCUAGCAACGAUGACUGAAUGAAAACAGGAAUAAAAGACAAACAAGGGGCAGCGGUGGCGCUCUACCGGCGGCUGACGUUGGCGUUGUCCUCCAGGCAGCUUUUGAUUUGAGUCACGUGAUCAAAGUCGGCCUCAAACUGCUUCCUCAGCUGCAGACGAGACGAGAAACGUAAAGUGAUGCAUGCGGCUUUGGCACGGCUGCCGAUGCCAUCUUCUACCUUGCUGAGCUCAUCGCCGAGAGGCAUCAGGUCAAAAGAGAUGGACGAUGCUCUCACCAUGGAGCUACUGCCCAGCGUGUAACUGCAAAGGAAGUCGCACACAGUUACCUCCGCCAGGGCUUGCCUCACGCCGAACAUGAGAAUGAGAACGACUCACCAUCUGAUGCUAGCUUUGUGGAGCAGAAACAAGGAGCGCAGCAUCGCCAAGCGAGGAGGAGCAGCGUGGAUGACCUUGCCCACCGUGACGCCACACUCGCCGCACCUCACGCUGCUGAAGAUGCUGAGGACACAGGGCAUGAGACGCUGAGGACACUGAACCACCACAAACGACGAGGAAUCUGAUGACAACGCAGGCAACCGACGGGAUGAAGACGCCAAACAAAAGCGACCGCACCACCGCGCCGAUGACUAAUCACAUGACCAUGCUGAGGGGAUACGAGAUGAGGUCGCUGAGAACAAGCGAGUUGAUGACAGUGACAAAAAACUGAUCAAAGAUGAAAUGUUGGGUAAAAGCGAGAUGAGGACGCUGAGAACAAACUAGGAUGCUGAGAAUGCAUGAGACGGCGAUGCUGAGGAAGAACAAAUGCACCCACACAGGGCGCUGAGAUGAGGACGCCGACAAUCACAAGAUGAAGACGAGAACAAAUGAGCUGAUGACACUGAGGGAAUAACCUGAUGAGGUCGCUGAGAAAAAAAGGUCUUUGAGAACAAAUGAGAUGAGGACACCUAGACGCCGGGAAGAAAUGGGACAAAUGUUGAGGAAAAAGCAAAUAGAUACUGAGAAUAAAUGAGAUUAUGAUACUGAGGAACAACACAUUAAUUCAAACAGCAGCGCUGAGAAAGAAACAGGAUGAGGUUGCUGAGAAAAAAGGAGGACACAAACAUGAAGAUACAAACGAGACAAAUGUUGGUGAAAAGCAAGAUGAGGAGAACAAACUAGAUGCUGGGAUGAGAUGAGGACAUUGACCACAAAUGAGAUGAGGACACAUUCAUGAAGAUACUGAGAAAUGAGACAGGCUAAGAGUAAAUGUGAUAUUGUGAGAGAACAAAUGAACGCAAACUGUUACGCUGAGAGCAAUAGAGAUGAGGGUGCUGGGAACAAACAAGCUGGAGACUAUGAGAAGAAAAUGAGAAGCUAGAGAGCAAACUGGGUAAAUUGAAGAGAUGAGGCGCCUGAGAAGAAGACAAUGAGAACGAAUACAUGCUGAUAAAAGGCUGAGGUAGACAGAUACACUCUCAACGUGCUUUCCUCCACUCGUGUAUAAGAACCCAUGAGACAACCCAGACGAUGCCCAAUGGGGUGCGUGGUGGUAGUCUAGCACGAGGAGGAUACUCACCAGUGAGCCAUGUCUCCUUUAUGUCCACACUCCAUGUCACUACUAAGCAGCACAUCACUGGUGACUCCUGACGAAAACAAGCAAGCGUUUAGCAUUAAAAGCAUGUCUUAAUGACCUGGACUUGCUGAUGUCCUCGUGGGGUACAGCAUAUGAAACAUGUCUUCAUGCGGUGGACUUACGGAGACUCAAGAUGGCGUCCAAGCACGGGAACUCUCCGCACACAGCGAGGGAGUCCCCCAGCACCGUGUUACAAUGUUUGCAAUGGAAGCUCGUCCAUCGUCUGCGCUCCUUCUCGCCGACCGUCUUAUCUUGGCCGGUGCGUUCUGCUAGGACAGACUCGUUAAACUCCAUGUCGUCUGUGCACGGAGUCCGGGAAGGAAACCGGAAGUGUAUGUCUGUGGGCCAAACCAGAAGACUAGAAUAGAGUCGAGGUAUGUGGCGAUUAAUUAUUAAGCUAACCAACUUUGGCUUCAUGUAAAAUACAGAAAUGACAUGGGUCACACAUAAGUAUAACACCGUCACCCAAAACACUGCAACCGCCCGAAGAGAUUUUUGCAGCCCUUAUUUGUUAUGGUUAACAAGCCGAAGUUAGUCGAUACAAGUGUGCUAUGAUUGGCUGUCAGUUCUCAUGCUUCCGACUUUGAUUGGUUGAAAGCUUUUCCGCUUCUUUCCAUUAGCCAAUGAAAUGUUCCCCGCCAAUGUUUCGAAUCCGUGUUGUUUAACCGUUAGCCACAGCCAGCCGUGUGUGGGAAGGACGGAGCUAGGGUGCGCUUUUGUACUUGUUCUUUCAUCGGAACAAGCUUACGAAUAUGGAUUUGGAUUCAAUGAAAUACGCGGAACUUCGCGGCCUAGCGAAGCAGCUUGGUCUUAAGGCGAACAUGAAGGCCGAUAAGUUAUUAAAAGCGGUCAAGCAGCACUUUGAACGACAGAACACCGACGAAGAAAAGGGAGAAGAACUUGAGGCUGAGGUUUGUAACGCCCCCCCAGUGUUUGUGAACACACGUCGGGGGAGAGCAAAAACCAAAAGAACCUCUGAUGACGUUGAAGCAGUCACACCACACCAGGGGGUCAGUGAAGUGGCCUCAGCCAGUCCACCCCAGCAUGUCCACAAGAGGAGACGAGUGUCUUCCCCCACCAAGACGGAGGCGGCAGAGAGCGAGCGUGUUGUUGUGCUGACGGACACAGAUGGCCAACUGCAGCAGGACACCAACCACCAAGGAGGUCAGCAACCAUGCGGCGCAACCCGCGACGCUGGUAAGAUCCCUCGUUUGAAAGGGGACCCGACGAAGAGGAGGCCCUUGAAACCCGUCACUCCCAACUUCAAAAAGCUCCACCAGGCCCAUUUUAACAAGAUGGAGUCCAUCGAUGCCUAUAUGCAGAGGAAGAGGAGGAACAUGGAGACCGUGCAGGAGCUGAAGGCGUUGAAGCAGAGUCGCUCGUCCAUGUUCAGCCCCGCCCCUGACAACACCGCCGCCAAGGCGACGACGGCGGAGGAGAAAGGCAGAGCGAUUCUCCUCUUGGCCGGCAAGGAGCCUCACAGGAAAGCCGAGGGGAGGAAGGAUGCCGUCUUCAAGCCGUCUGUGCUCUCCACGCGCAGGAUGAACGUGAGGUUCUCCGAGGCCACCCCUGACAACGAGUACAAGAUGUCGCUGGUGAAAACGCCGGCCCGCAUGUCCUUCAGCGUGACCUCCAGCACGCCGCGCCAGACGGUCGUUGGCAGGAAGUCGACUUUGUCUGCCACGAAGACCCCAGCAACAUUCGUUUUCACGGGAAACACGAGCAGCGUCACACCGGUAACACAGAAAAAGCCCACGUUUGACCUGAAGGCCAGCCUGUCUCGCCCGUUGCCAUACAAGCCUCACACAGGCAAGCUGAAGCCGUUUGGAGACGGGAAAGACGACAAAACCGCCAACGCCUUGCAUCAGAGAAAGUACAAGCAGCGCCAAGUGCAGACGAGGGAAGACAGGCAAGCCAAACACGCAGAAGAUCGCAAGCAGAAGAAAUCCAACAUGCUCUGUGCAAGAAGAGGCCUGGUGAUGAUGUGAAUGCUGUUCUUGCAGUCGUGUUGUUGUAAAUACUUUCCUGUUGGUGCUUUGAGUCGAGUCUCGCCCGGUAAGGGGCGCUCGUUAAGUAUUUUUAGAGCUUUGGGUGAUGUACUUUGAUCUUAACGUGCUUUGUUGGGACAUUUUGGCAAAGUCAAAAGAUGCUCUUAUCUUGUUUUGAAAUAAAAAGACCGGAUUUGA
Messenger RNA from Dunckerocampus dactyliophorus (ringed pipefish), 8626 nucleotides. RefSeq names its product nucleolar and spindle associated protein 1 (gene nusap1). Gene Ontology annotation, biological process: establishment of mitotic spindle localization; mitotic chromosome condensation; mitotic cytokinesis. The record is from RefSeq and is a predicted model, not a curated record. Gene Ontology annotation, molecular function: microtubule binding. The transcript has 12 exons. The coding region runs from base 7193 to 8428 and encodes 411 amino acids. Gene Ontology annotation, cellular component: microtubule; nucleolus; mitotic spindle. Lineage: Eukaryota; Metazoa; Chordata; Actinopteri; Syngnathiformes; Syngnathidae.